CUCAACCACAAUUUCCCCAACAUUUGCUCUUACAUCAAUGGACUUGCUCACAACAGACUUCGAUCCAAUUACAGUUGAUGUUACCUCAGACUUGCCAACAACAACAGCAGGUCAGACAACAGUUGCUCUUGCAACAACAGACUUGACUAGAGCCAAAAGUGCUCUGACGACAACUGAAACCACUGCAAUGUCGUCUGUAACAAGUGCUGUACCAACAACAAACGUUUCCCCCACCACCACGAUACUGAUGACAAUAGUUGCAUCCACAGCACCACCAACAAAUCCCCCCACUUCAACAGCUGCUUUAAUAACAACAUAUACUCCCACGGAACCAGACUCAACAACAACUGUGUCUCCAUCAACUGCAUUUUGGACCACUGCAGAUUUUGCCACGACAACUGCUCCAGCAACAGUCGCUCUUACAACAACAGUCUAUCCAACAUCCACUACAGCUCAAAUAACAGUUGAUCUCACAACAACAGACUUAACCACAACCACCACUGCUCCAACAACAGUUAGUUAUACUGUAUCAGACAUGCACACCACAACUACUGUUGGGACUACAGUUGCUCAAACAACAAAAGACUUGAUUACAACAACUGCGGCUUCAGCAACAGUUGCUCUGACAACAACAGACAUGCUCCCAACAAACUUUGCUCCAACAACAGUUGAUGUUAAAUCAGACUUACCCACAACAACAACUGCUUCAGCAACAGUCGCUUUUACAACAAUGAACCUGCCCACAACCAACACUGCGAAGACUACGCAUGCUCUAACUACAAUACACUUGACUACAACUGUUGCUCCAACAACAGCCAUUUUUACAACAAAGAACUCGCCCGCAACCAACAUUGCGCUAACAACAGCAGGUUUUUCCACUAAUACACUGACGUCAAUAUCUGCAUCCAGCACACCUACUGCACCACUUACAAAUCCCCCCACUUCAGCAGUUACAGAAUUAACAACAUACUCUCCCUUAGAACCAGCCUCCUCAGACUUAACCUCAAGAACUAAUGAUCCAGUCGCAGUUGCUUUGAAAACAUCCACAGCAUCACUGACAAAUUUCCCCACUUCCACACCUGCUAUAACAACAACAACGGAUUAUCCCACAGAAUCGGCCUUGACAACUUCUGUGUCCCCAUCGACUGCUUUUUACACAGCAACACACUUUCCCUCAACACCUGCCAUCACAACAACACACUUAACCACAACAAUUGCUCCAACAAGGAUUGCACAGACAACUUCUGUUCUUGCAACAUCAGACAUUACUUCGACCACCAUUCCUCUCGAAACAGUUGCUCUAACAACUGACUUGCUUAACACAACCACUGCUCCAGCAACAGUUGUGCUAACAUCGAAAAACUUGCGCACAGCAACGUCUGCUCCAGCAACUGCUGCUAUAACAACAGCAAUUGAACCCUCCACAUCUGCCGCAACUAGUGUUUCUCCCACAAGUACUACUCUGAUGACUGCAGUUACUUCAGCCACAUUCACAGCACCACCAACAAGUGUCCCCACUUCAACAGAAGCUAUAAUAACAACAGGUUCUACUACACUGCCAGAAUGGACAACAACUAAAUUCCCAUCAACUGCUAUUGACAUAACAGACUUCGCCACAACAAAUGCUUCAGCAACACCUGCUCGAACAACAACAGAGUUAACCACAACAACUGUAGCUCUAACAAAAAUUGCACCAACUACUACUGUUUUCAUUACAAAAGACUUCAUCACAGUUUCUACUGCUCCAAAAACAGUUUCUCUCACAACAACAGACUUGCCCACAAUAACCACUGCUCCAGCAACAUAUUCUCCCACCAACGCUGCCCUGAAAAUGACUUUGUCUCAACCAACUGCUUCUUCUCCGAUAACAGCUGCUCCAGCAACAGCUCUUAAAACAACAGAGUUGCCAACCACUAUUCAAACAACAGUUGAUGUAACAAUAACAGACUUGCCCACAACAACUGUUCCAGAAUCAACUGCUCUUACAACAACAGAAUUGCCCACAAAAAUGACUACUCCAGCAGCUGUAGGUCUAUUAACAACACACUUAACCACUAUACUCAAUGCUCCAACAACAGUUCCUUUUAAAACAACAGACUUGCCCAGAGUCAUCACUGUUCCACCAGUAGCUGCUCAAACGACAACAGCAGACUUUACCACAACUGAUCUAACUGAUCUGGAGACCACUGCUGCAACCAGCAUAGCUCUGACAACAGCAUUUGAACCCACCAUCACCUGCCUCAACGACUCCAUCUCCACCAGCUGCAUCAGACUUUUCCACAACAGGGACUGCAGCAACAACAGUUGCUCUCUCAACCAUAGACUUUCCCACAAUAAUCACUGCUCCAACAUCUGCAUCUCUGACAGCAACACAUUUCCGAAUAACAUCCUCUUCUCCAUCAACAGUUGCUCAGACAGCAACCAAUCUACCUACAUCAGCCACCUCUGCAACUCUACUGCUCCAGAAAUACCUACUCCAGCACCAAUAAAUUUGCCAACAGACACCACUACUGCUGCAACAUUUGCUCUGACAACUGCAAUUAAGGCUCCCACUUCUUCUGCAACAAGUGUCAUUCCAGGAACCAACGGAUUACACACUAAUACUCCCCUGUCAAGAGUCAUAGCUGACACAACAUCCACAGCACCACCAACAAAAUACCCCACUUCAACCGUUGGUGAAAUUACAACAGAUCCCCCCACAAUUCCUGCCUCAACUACGACUGCGCCUUCAUUCACUGCAACAGACGUUUUCACAAUGACUGCACCAGCAGCAGAUGGUCUGACAACUAUAAACAUACCCAAAAUGACUGCCACAGAGGCUCAAAAGGUAACAGAUUUGCCCACAACAUACAGUGCUACUUCAACAGUUGCUCUUACAACAAAAAACCUGCCUACAACAACCACCACUUCAACAACAUCUCCGGUUGCCGUCUCACCUGCAACCACUCUAAUGGCAUCAAAAGACUUGACCACUACCACCAUCACUCCAGAGACAGUUUCUCUAACAAAACACUUUGCCACCACAAACACUGGUCCCGCAACCUUUGCUCUGACAACAAUUGAACCCGUCACAUCAAUCGCAACUAGUGUUGUUCCAUCAACAAAACUUUUUCGCAGUACCACUCACCUGACAACAGAUGUUGAGGGCUCCACAUACACAGCAGCACCAACACAUUCAACAAGUAUAAUGACAACAGAGUCUUCCUCCAUAUCUGCCUCAACUAUGAGAACAUCUCAAUCAGCUGUUUGGUCAACACUGACAGACCGUCUCUCAGCAACUGCUCAUGAAUCAACAGGUCUCACAGCAACAGUCUCACCAACACCAACACCAACAGGCCUGACCACGGCAACCACUGCUCCAGCAACAAAUGCUCUGACAGCCAUUAUUUCUCCUGCAACUGCUGUUCUGACAUCAACACACUUGGCCUCAACAACCUCUUAUCCAAAAACAGGUGACCUAACAAUGACAGAUUUGCCCACAACAAAGACUGCCCUAGCAACAGUGGCCUGGUCAACAAUAGAUUUGCUGACAACAACCACUUCUGAAUCAACCUUUGCUCUGACAACAGCAAUUAAACGUACGUCGACUACAACCAGUGCUAUGCCAGUUUCUCACAGGACCACUCCCCUGUCAACACCCAUUGCCUACACCACAUACGCAGCCCCACCAGCAAUAUUACCCACUUCAACAGUUGGUAUAACCACUACAUAUUCUCCCACAAUUCCUGCCUCGACAACAACUGUGUCUUCAACCACUGCCACAGACUUUCCCACACUGACUCUUACAAAUGCAGUAACGAUAACAGAUUUGCCAACAACAACCACGGCUCCCACAAUUGUAGCUCCGACAACAGCUAUUUCACCCGCAACUUCUGUUCUGACAACGAAAGACUUGGCCACAACAACCAUCGCUGCUCCAGCAACCUUUGCUCUGACAACAGAAAUUGAACCCACCACAUCUACUGCAAAUAGUGUAGUUCUAUCAACCAAUGUUUCGCACACCACCACUCUCCUGACAGUUGUUGCAGACACACCACACACAGCACCACCAACAUAUUCGACGGGUGAUACGACAACCGAUUCUCCCUCUGCAUCUGCCACGACUAUUAGAACAUCUCAAUCAGCUGCUUUUUUGACACAGACAGUCUCACGUCUCUCAUCAACAGCUCUGACAAUAACUGUCUCACCAACACCAAAAAACCCGGCCACGCCAACCACAGGUCCAGCAACAGUAGCUCUCACAGCCAUUACUUCACCUGCAACUACUGUUCUGACAACACAUUUGACCCCAACGACCUAUUCUCCAAAAACAGUUGCCCUUACAACAACAGACUCACCCACAACGACUGCUCAAUUAACACUUGCUCUCACAGCAGCAGAAUUGCACACAACGACCACUUCUCCAACAGCAGUUGCUCUUACAACAAUCUCACCCAAAACUACUAUUCUGGCAAACAAAUUGACUACAGCAACCUUUGCGUCAGAGACUGUUUCUCCUAAAACGACUAGGUUCCCCAUGGAAACAGGUACUAUAAUCACAAGAGAUUUUGACACUGCUCCAACAAAUGUUGUUUCAACAAUAACAAUUGAACCCACCACAAUGUCGACCGCAACAACAAAAGUUAAAAAAUCAACAAAAGUUUCUCCCACAACUUUGGAAACCAUACUCAGAGGUACUCCAACAACAUCUGCUAAAAUAACAGCAGCACAGACAUCAGUUUCAUCCACACCAAAAGGGUCCCACACAGCAGCGGCACCAACAAGUCGUGUUGUCACUACAGCAGCCGCUUUUCCUACAAAAACCUCAACACUAGGAAAAACAGUGACUCCCAUGACAUCUACAUUGCGAUUAACACUGCUGCCCACAACAUCUAAAAUUGCAACACAUUUGCCGACAAUAACUGAUGCGCCCACAAAGCAUGCUGCUCUGACAACAAUAGACUGUCCCUCCCCUAACAACUGCUACCAUGACAACUAUGACAACGAUUGA
Molecule: messenger RNA, 4990 nt
Organism: Synchiropus splendidus (mandarinfish)
Lineage: Eukaryota; Metazoa; Chordata; Actinopteri; Syngnathiformes; Callionymidae
Product: mucin-2-like
Exons: 4
Coding region: 38-4990 (1650 amino acids)
Source: RefSeq, a predicted model, not a curated record